Pleurotus ostreatus (oyster mushroom) is the source of this 1515-nucleotide messenger RNA. RefSeq lists its product as uncharacterized. The transcript has 4 exons. The coding region runs from base 1 to 1515 and encodes 504 amino acids. Gene Ontology annotation, molecular function: N,N-dimethylaniline monooxygenase activity; flavin adenine dinucleotide binding; NADP binding. The record is from RefSeq and is a predicted model, not a curated record. NCBI's taxonomy places the organism in Eukaryota, Fungi, Basidiomycota, Agaricomycetes, Agaricales, Pleurotaceae.
AUGGACCUCCUAGACAUCUCACAGACAACCUCGGACAAUGAAACUACUUCGGUGAAACGGAUCUGCGUUAUCGGGGCAGGUGCGGGAGGACUGGCUGCGCUGAAAGCCAUCGUGGAAGCUCCUCAGCACAAGGCAGGCGAGUGGAAAGUCACCGCUUUUGAAGCAAGAAACGAAGUUGGCGGUAUCUGGCUACCAGCUCCCCCGACAGAUGACCCUCCGUUAACGCCUCUAUACGAUUCUUUAACCACGAAUUUACCGCAUCCAGUUAUGGCAUUUACGUGCUUCCCAUUUCCACCAUCAACCGCCAUGUACCCGUCGGCAUCGGUGGUUGAGAAAUACCUCACCUCAUAUGCAGAACACUUCGGUCUGAUGGAACACAUACAACUCAACACAGCAGUGACUAACGUUGCUCGAAAUUCCACCAAUACUGGGUGGACGGUAACACUGUCUACUGGGGACGAUAGCAAUUACGACCUCGUCAUCGUUGCGAACGGACAUUAUCGUGUCCCACGAUAUCCUAAUACGCCAGGGCUGGAUCUAUGGCUGAACGCGCAUAAGGCUAAGCACUCGGCAUGGUAUCGACAUCCUUUGGAUUUGGGAGCGAAGGUAUUAGUCGUUGGCGACGGGCCCAGCGCUCGAGAUAUCUCAGCCGAAAUGUCCACUUCACCCACCACAAAGACCCUCGUCCGCUCCGUGCCUAACGCACCCAACACCGAAAUCGCCAAUAUCAAAACUCGCGGCCGCAUUACCUCCUACUGCGCCGACUUGAGCAAAGUCAUCUUUGAGGACGGAUCAACGGAAGAGGGCGUCGAUUUCGUCAUCCUAGCUACUGGCUAUGAGCUCUCGUUCCCUUUCUUAUCUCCUGAGAUCCUCAAGCCUGGGCUGGCGCCUCCAAUACCCCCACUUCCUCGGGAUACGUAUAAUUCGACGUACAACGUAUUCCCACUCGCAAAACAUAUCUUCCCGCUCCAAUCUCGCUACCCACCGUCAUCUCUGGCAUUCAUAUGUCUUCUCAUGCGUGUCGUCCCGUUUCCUCUCAUGGAGGCCCAAGCCCGGGUCAUCGUACACGCGUUCGCGAACCCCGAUGCAAUUGAUGAUACUGAAGAAGCCGUUGAUAUCAUCACCCAUCAUGAAGACUUGCGCCGUGAAAUAGGUGACAUCGACGCCGAUGCCACGUCGCAGAAGAUAUCUAAGUUGUGGCAUGUUUGCAGAGGAGACAAGCAAUUCUCUUACCGUGACGAGUUGCAUCGGUUCGCUGAACGGGACGGUCUGGGAAUGGUUGUCGUCCCCGAUUGGAUUAAAGAGGCGUACGAGAAAAAGGAGGUGCUACGUGAACUAUGGGUGGAUUUGGUGAGCAAGGGAGAGGCAGAUGAUUGGGUACGAGGCGUAGGUGAGAAGGGCGAGCAUGAAUGGGUGGAUGUCUUGCGAAGAAUGAUACAAUAUGCUGAGAAUCGAGAAAAGCGCUUGGCUGGAAAAGAAGAAAACAAUAUAGUUGGUGACAUUGCCAAGCUAUGA